Molecule: messenger RNA, 5539 nt
Organism: Haplochromis burtoni (Burton's mouthbrooder)
Lineage: Eukaryota; Metazoa; Chordata; Actinopteri; Cichliformes; Cichlidae
Product: thymic stromal cotransporter homolog
Exons: 7
Coding region: 1687-3012 (441 amino acids)
Biological process (GO): transmembrane transport
Cellular component (GO): membrane
Molecular function (GO): transmembrane transporter activity
Source: RefSeq, a predicted model, not a curated record
ACACUUCAUUCACACUUUGCUGUGACCCUAUCCUCUGAAUGUGGCAGCAGAGAUUGAGACUCGUCACACCAGCCAACAGUUUUUCUAAUCUUCUAUUGUCCAGGCGUUCUGACUGAUGUCCCACCAGGAUAAGGCCCAGAGGAAUACCCAGGAAACGCCUCGGUGUCCCCUACUGAAGAGCUGGAUGAGGCAGUUGGUUAGAGGGACAUUUAGGCUUCACGUUAGAGACUGCUGCACCUGUGAUCUGGAUAAGCAGUUGAAAAUGGACGAAUGGAUGGAUAUUGUCCCGUUUUGGUGUACAAUAAAAUUUCAGUCUCCGUUUCCUGUUCUAAGCUGACAGGAGUGGCACCUGGUGUGAUCUGCUCCUGUAGCCCAUCUGCUUCUGUGGUUAACUGAAUUACUGUUGCCAUCCUAUCAGCUCAAAGCAUUGUGCGCAUUCUCUGACAUCAACAGGGCAUUUUCAUCCAGAGAACUGCCACUUACUGGAUGUUUUCUCUCUUUUUGGAUCCUUCUCUGUAAACAGACGAGCAGUUUGUGAAAUAUUGAGACCAGUCUAUCUGACAUCAACAACCAUGCUGUGUUUAAAGUCACUUAGAUCAUAUCUUCCUAACUGUGAUGCACAGUUUGAAUUUAUGUCUUUUUGACUGUGUCUACCUGCCUAAAAACGUAUGUCUCCAUAUGAUUGGAUGAUGAAGGAGCAGUUGAACAGCUACCCACUGACUUGGCCCGGGAGUAUACAUAGAGUACACGUUACAUUACAAACAUUUGGAGGUAUGUCUCAUUAUCGGACCAGAACUGAAUAAGCAAACACUUCCUUGAGUUCUAUUUGUGAGCUGUAAGCAGCAGCUUUUGAAAGUACCUUGUGGUUAGUGCAUUGUUGAGCUUGUGGGAACCCAUUGUGAAUGUGCUUUUUUUCAGUUCAAAUUAUUUCUAUCAACAUACAACAGAGACCACUCUAGCAGAAGCCUAUCCACAAAGACUGCAGUCACUGCUGUUUAUUGGAAGGAAAUUAAAUGUUUCCUGUUUCAGGCUUCACCUGUUAGAGGAUUACCUGCUUUCUGGUUUACCUUGAAAUGAGCUGGCAGUAAUGUCUGUAUAUGUGCUGUUGUAUGCAUGCGAUAUCUACUUCGCCUACAGCUCUUCAUAGAAAUUUACAGGAACUGCACAUUUGAUUUGGCUUUGCAAUACCCGUGUAAUUACAUGGGUGGUGCGUGCUGGGUCUUUUUUCAGCAUUUUAAAGUCACACACUGAUAAUUUAUUUAAAAGUGUAAAUGAAAAUGAAAGUAUACCAGCUGAGAUGGAUUAACUGCCUUCAAUGGGUUCAUAUCUAAUGCCAUGUUUUGGACUGCAGCUCAGUUGUGUUUUAGUUUUAUAUCUCAAACCUAGAUAAAUGCAACGAGAGAUGAUUUGUGUGGAGAUAUAAUAGGGAGCACAGAGAAAUGGUAAUGAUGAAAAUGUAAAUAGUGGCCCAGAGCCUGAUGAAAGAAGGUGGUUUCCUAAAAUCUGACAGAGUGCACUGAAGCCAGCUGAUCAGCAGCAGGGGAUGAGGAAGUGGGCGUGUUUCCUCGGUGAGGCUGCUUAGUUUGAAGCACACGCGCACACACCCUUCACUUAUUACUGACGGAAGCAGUUCUAGAAGACGGUCAUCUUUAUUUAUUUAUUUACAGAGCUACAACAAUCCAGAUCAUGGUGGUACCGAACUUGUGUCAAGCAGCCUUCGCGAUGCUUCGGCAGAUCGAGCCGAUCAUCGUGCUCGAGCAGCUGGGCAGCACUCUCUUUGAUACCGCGCUGCAGAUGGUGGUCUGGGACCGCUGUGCCAACGCUACCGACCCGGGCCACUCCAGUGAGGAUGCCCAGCAGAAAGCCAUGACCGACUUCUACAUGAUCAACAACCUCAUUAUCCAGCUGACUCCCAUCUUUCCUGCGCUGUUCCUGGCAAGACUGAGCGACCGCGGCCGGAGGAAAGCCCCCAUCGUGUCCCCCCUCACCGGCUACCUGUUGUCUAGGGUCAUCCUGCUCCUGGUAGUCGUUCUAAAACUGCCGCUGCAGGUGAUGUUCGCGGCGGGGACUGUCCUCGGCCUCUCCGGCGGGUUCACCGCAUAUUGGCCCGGUGUAAUGACUCUAGCUUCGCUCGGCUCCACGGCGGCCGACCGCUCCAAGGUGUUGAUGAAGGUGGAGUUCAUGUACGGGUUAGCAGGCGUGGUGGGCAGCCUCGCUUCUGGCCAUCUGUUCCACCUGUACAGCUCCAGUUUGGGACAUGGGACCAUCCUGCUUAUCAUCAGCACACUGCUGCAUCUGCUCUGCCUCUUACACUCCAUAUUCCUGCUGCAGGUGAAAGGUGUAAGCGAUGGAGAGCCGGAGGAGAACCGCCACCUACUGUUACGCGCCUCCACUAACUCUUCAGUUGUCGAGGCUCCUGUUGAGAUAAACAGAGUGAAUGUGUCUCUGCUGUUUGUGGCUGCCAUCCUGUACGACUUUGCAGUGGGCGGAGCCAUUGAAGUACUGGGCGCCUUUGUGCUGAGAGCACCACUCAGCUGGAACGCCACUCUAGUGGGGUACGGAAAUGCAGCAGGCUGUGUGAUCUUCCUCACCAGUUACAUAGGUGUCAUCGGGUUUCGACGCUGCUGCAGCGACACCUCGCUCAUUCUGAUCGGCAUGGUGUCCUUCGCUGUCGGGAUUUACUUCAUGUCCUUUGUAACGACGACCCUCACUUUCUACCUCGCUCGUGCACUCACCCUGUUUGCUCUCAUCCCGAUGACCACAAUCAGAUCUCUGCUCUCACAGCAGGUCCCAGCUUCUUCAUGUGGCAUGACCCUCACCUUCCUGCAACUCGCUCUGAAGUUUGCCAGCCUGGCGUACAUUCCCGCUUUCACCAAGAUCUAUCAGGGAACCCUGGACUGGUUCCCAGGCUUUGUGUUCACACUAGCCAGUAUUUUCACAGUACUGGGAAUGACACCCAUCAGUAUCAUCGGCUGCAGAUCACCUCAGAGGUGGCAGUAUGAGAAGAUUUAGAGCGGCCGAACCAGUAACAUCAUCACCAGCAGCAGCAGCAGCGAGUGAGCAUUGGUGCAAGGCAGAAGGGAACUGAGACUUGAAACUACUUCCUGUGCUGUUAAAGCAGAAAAAGCAUUUCCUAUCCUACAGGGUUCCUCAGUUAUAAAAGAGGGCAAACAGUAUUUUUACAUCUACAUCUCAAAUAGAUAACUGCCUCACAAAGACAGAAGCUGCCACGGUGAUUUCCACAUAGUUUAGGAUUUGUCACGGACUGCGUUGGCUGCUUCUGUCAGCAAACUGUUACUCACACGCAGUUUUCAGCCAUGGGACAUGUUUUAAACAACUUCGUUAGGAGUUUUGUAUCCUGGAGUCCUCUCAGGAUGUUACUGGAACAGAAAGUUUGACACAAGUUGAUCUCUGUUAUGAAUUCACCUGUUUUUACUUAACUGCCUACUGUUUUUGUAGAUUCGUAAACUAGAAGCUAGAAGUGGAAGUGUGGUUAUAAAAUCAGGGUUUUUUUUGGCUGUUACUGUUUCUGUUUCCAUAUUUAAAGACUUUGCAGUUGUUACUGUACUUGCGCAGUAAUGUGCACAAACUUAAUGAGAGUGCUGCUCUGAUGCCAGCUUAGCUGCAGUUUGGGUUUAGGUCAAAGCUACAUGAAGUGAAUCCAGUUUGAGUCACAGACGGUGUAAACGGUGGACAUGGCCACCGUGAUGUCUCAAGGUGAAGCCUCGAGGCUCGAGAAACCGCACAGUCAUUGGCUAACAGCUUCUGACUGAGUCUAAUAAAGAGGAUCAUUUAUGAAAUCUGAAACUAGCGACAUUUUCUUACAUCAUCUGUACAAGCCCUAACCCUGCAAUGCCAUCUAUAUUUUUUCUCAGACAUGAGUUUAAUGGCCAGCCCCCUGCUGGCCACGAAACGACAAUACAGAUUUCAUCAGACGCAGAAGGCACGCCCAUCUUUUUGUACUGUUUACAUCUGUGUCCUGUUCACAUCACCUUAACUCCUCUAGAGGUCACUGUUUCUGAGGUGUGACUUAAACCUGCUGCAAGCCUACGCUGCGUUUUACGGAAGCUCGACUCUGUCAAAAACAGUUUCUGGCAUCCAGAAAUGGAAAAUUAGAGUUACUAUCUCCAAAAUUUUGGUCUACAAAAUAAAAAAUACAGUUAUUACGUCAAAAUUUUGAGAUAACGAAACAUCGAAUGAGCUCUGCCAAUCAGGGUUUUUUUUUCAGUGGCAGAAACGAGCUUUCAGCCCCAAUACCAAACUUUUUCUCUCUCUUUUUUUUUUAAACAGUGUUGUAUUAAGCUCCCUGAUAUAAUAGCUAAGCAUUACACCAGUGGCAACGGACUAAUUGCAUGCACUGCUUUUUAAAUCAGCAGGGCUUGCAUAGACGCCACUACAGAUUGGGCAACAAGCCCAAAAAAGUUGAAAGAAAAACAUACUCCAUAAGUCUGAUGCGCACUGUUGCACAUUAUAAGACUGAAACACGACGUUCAAUCUGUAAACCAUAACAAAACAUUGCCCAGUUUUCUUUAGAUUGAACCAAUUUUUGCUGCUCAGAGGAUAUUAUUGAUUUUUUAAAUAUCAAAUAUUUUACCACCUGUCUGCGCCCAGUGGCAAACCAAUGUAAAUUAUUAACAAAACAGUCCCCUCUUAAUUUCUUUGCUGCCAGAAACACAAAGACACAGAAAUAAGUUUCACAGGAAGCUAAUGCUGCGUAUUUGACAGAUUAAUCCUACUGACGCAGUUCGUAAGGAAACAAAAGGAAAAAUGUGUUGUGCCUGAAACAUUCAGCGCAACGUUAGCAAACGAUCACAAGUGCGUGGACAAGUGUUCUGUGGAUGGGAAAAAACUGCUGGAUUCUCCCCCGCUCAUGACUCCGUGUAUCAUCACCAUCGGUCAGCUGCUCACAACACAUAUUUUAGGAAAAGCUUUAGGUUUGGUGUCAUUUGACGUUCUCGCACACCGACUACUGGCAGUCUAAGGGAUCUUUUUUGACAUAACUUUUUGUUUGCUUUUAUAUAUUUUUAUUAUCCUUACAUAUUGACCCACUAAUUCAUUUGAUUGUGCUUUAUGUUCAUCUGUCUAAGUCUGAAGGUACUGGUACAAGCACUUUGGGUGCCUAGAAAAGCGCUAUAUAAAUGCAAUCCAUUAUUAUUAUUAUUAUUAUUAUUACAGUUCUGUGCAUGAAUUUAUGUAGAAAUUUAAAGCCAUAUUUUAGUUAUUAGUAGACAUGUUUGUAUAGCUGAAGUAGUGCUUAUAGUACUGAUUGAAGGAAACCAAAUGAAGGGUUUUUUGUAAUAGUCAUUUUGCAUUUGCACAUUAUUGCACUUUUAUUUGUUGACGGUGCAUAAAAGGGGGCUUCUGCUGUAGUUUAAAUGAAAUUAUUAAACAUAAAGAGCAACUUAUGUUGGUGUUUGAGCUGCAAUGACACUAAAUAAAAUCUUUUUGUUAAAUAAACAUUAUUAAGGCUUGUUGUGAUGUUUUUAAAUUGUCUGUAUGAAAGAAUAUUUAAAUAUUCAAUCCUUUCUAAACCUCUUCA